AUGUCAACAAAAUCGAAAAGUAAAAAACCACAAGUUUGGACUACGGAAAGUGCAAAGCACCUUAUCUUUUUGUAUGAAAACUUUCCGUGUCUAUAUGAUAUUAAAAGAAAAGAUUACCACAAUAGAAAUGAAAGGCAAAAGGCGCUUCAAUACAUUUUAAAAGAAAUGACUGACAAGUAUCCAAGUAUGAAACUUUCACUAGAUCAAGUAAAAACCAAAAUUCAUGGAAUUCGUUCUCAGUAUAUUGCUGAAUUAAAUAAAAUUAAAAAAUCUGAGUCGACAGGUGUAUCUCCAGAUGAUUUGUACACUCCCAAGCUUUGGUGUUUUGAAAUGCUGGGAUUCCUUUCUGAUUCAGCUGUCAUUACUUCUAGAGGAGAGUCUAAUUUAAAUUUGGAGGAAGUUCUUAAAGACCUUAAGGAUUUAUCCCAGGUUUAUAUAGAAGAGGAAGACACACAGCAAGAUGAAGAAACACAGCAAGAUGAAGAAACACAGCAAGAUGAAGACACCCAGCAAGAUGAAGAUGAGGUAUGUUACCAAAUAUUUGAAGAAGUAAAUGAAAUGGAGUCAGAAAUGAGUUUUGACCAAGAUGUCAGUGAUGUUUCCGUUCCCUUUUCUCCUCCCUUAUCGCGACCAUCCUGUUCUACAUCCCGAACACCAGCUUUAGUGUUCCGUCCUUCAUCCCAACAAUCCUUUUCAAAACAAAGAACUAUACCUGAGUCCCAAACACCCAAAUCUAUUUUAAAACAUAAAGAUAAUAUAAUUAAAAAAAAGAAAGAUGAAGAUAUUAUAAUUAAAAAAAAGAAAGAGGAAGAAGAUGAAUUAAAAAAUCUACUAAAGGUUACUGGACAAGUAAUUGCGAGUCAAAGAAGAGUAGCUCCUGACACACAAAAACCCUCAGAAAACCUUUUUUGCCAAUAUUUGGCAGCAGAAAUGUCCAAGAUUCAGGAUGAAGAUAUAUUGGAUGAUCUUAAAGAAAAUAUAUCUGCUCAGUUGUUCCAAGCAAAAAAAAAAUAUAAAUCUGCUAAAAAAUAG
Molecule: messenger RNA, 1032 nt
Organism: Psylliodes chrysocephalus
Lineage: Eukaryota; Metazoa; Arthropoda; Insecta; Coleoptera; Chrysomelidae
Source: the annotation of a GenBank genome assembly